Stereum hirsutum FP-91666 SS1 is the source of this 2109-nucleotide messenger RNA. RefSeq lists its product as uncharacterized. Gene Ontology annotation, molecular function: metal ion binding. The transcript has 5 exons. Bases 8 to 1921 code for a protein of 637 amino acids. Lineage: Eukaryota; Fungi; Basidiomycota; Agaricomycetes; Russulales; Stereaceae. The record is from RefSeq and is a predicted model, not a curated record.
UCUCAUCAUGGCGGUGUGCCAAUUCUAUCUGCGAGGCCUAUGUCGGUUCGGCAACAGUUGUAGGAACGAGCAUCCCCCUGGAAGAGAGGGUUCCCUAGCAGGGACUUCAUCGUGGAACUCUGCGACACAAACGACCACUCAACCGCCGAUGUACUUCACUAUGGACUCUUUGAAGGCGGACUUCGAUCCUGGCCCCAAAGGAGAGAAACCCCUGUGGCCGCUCAGUAACUAUGGCCCUAAUAAAUUCGAACCGAAUCUAUUCCCUCCCAUGGAUGAAUCAACCGAAGAAAUGCGCGUUAAAUAUCUGCUUGCUCAGCGCAACAAUACUCUCAACGAAUACCUGGCAUAUGAAUCGGAAAAGCUAGCAGCAGCCGAAAAGGUCAUCUCUAGCGCUCGCAGUAAUCUCAAAGAAGUCUACCAGCUUGCCAAAGGACAAACUUCCUACGGAGGCGAAAUCCCCACUCCAGAACAGACAACGGUCUAUAACCCCGACACACCCGCUCCAGCACAGUCGACUGGUGCCUUCGGUGGAGGUAGUGGUGGUGGUGCAUUCGGUGGUGGAGGGGCAUUUGGAGGUGGCACAUCAGCAUUCGGAGUCGCAGCAAAAGCGCCCGCAGGAGGAGCUUUCGGUGGUGGUGCUACGGGUGGGUCGGCAUUCGGAGGAGGAACUACGGGAGGUUCAGCAUUCGGUCAACCUUCAGCCUUUGGUGCCCUAGGAAAUGCCAACAAAACCUCAGCCUUCGGCGCCGCUGCAACAAGUGCCCCUUCAGCCUUUGGGAAUCCCGCGUUCGGGCAGUCAGGCUUCGGAGCGUCGACGUCUGCUGCACCAGCCACCACAUCCGCCUUUGGACAACAAUCUACCACACAGCCGACUUCGGCUUUCGGCCAACCAGCAUUCGGUCAGGCAGCUGCUCAACCCACCUCUGCAUUUGGCCAGCCAGCUCUGAAACCAGCCACGAGCGCGUUUGGUGCUGCCGCUCCUAGUGGUGGUGGUGCGUUUUCCGCCUUCGCCGGUAACAAGCCAUCUGCUUUUGGAUCGGGUGCUGCGCCAUCGGGACCUAGUGCAUUUGGAGGUGCUGCACCUUCGACCGGUAGCGCGUUUGGCGGGACGUCAAAUACAGGCGGUUCAGUCUUCGGACAGACAGGAUUCGGCGGUGGCGGCUCGGCAUUUGGUGGUGGAACCAAUGCGGCAACGACAGGAGGCUCAGCGUUUGGACAACCGAGCGCAUUUGGUGCCUUAGCUCAGCAAUCGCAGCCCACCUCUGCAUUUGGGCAACCGUCGCAGCCUUCACAGCCCACAUCUGCGUUCGGACAGGCUGCAGCACAGCCGACCUCUGCCUUUGGACAGGCCACAUCGCAGCCUACCUCUGCUUUCGGUGGACAACCCCAGCCGCAACAACAGCAGCAGCAGCAGCAGCAACCACAGCAACAGUCUGCUUUCGGUGCUUUCGGGCAAGCAAUACAGCCUCAGCAACCUCAACAGCCUACGUCCGCAUUCGGACAGCCCGCCCAGCCUACUUCUGCGUUCGGACAAGCUCCACAGCAGCAGCCACAACCUCAACAGCCCACAUCUGCAUUCGGCCAGCCCUCUCAACCUGUACAAGAGCCAGCACAGCCGCAAUCUGCUUUCGGCCAACCCCAACCUCAAGCAUCGUCACUCCCUGCCGCUCCCGCCUCCGCUGGUCUCCCCGCCCGCCCUGCGAACGCGCCUACAUCACAUGGUGCAGACUUCUCCACGCUGAAGUCAACGUUCAAGAAGGGACUAGAUAAAUAUGACGAACUGUUACCGCCGAAUUAUAUGGAGCUGAUACCGAAGACUGUAAAGGAGGCGUUUGAAGCAGCAAAGUUCGAGUGGAGUUUCGGAGGGAAGGAGUAUACCGUCGGUGUGCCCGAGUGGGUACCGCCGAUCGAGUUACGGUGAGGUGUGAGCUCGGUGUGAGUGAGCUCGGUGUGAGUGAGCUCGGUGUGAGUGAGCUCGGUGUGAGAGCUGUAGUCGUUUCGUCUGUGUCAAUUUACCUACGCAGUGUCUGUAAAUUAUCUUGCAUCCAGAUUGUUUUGUAUCACUACUCUCAUGCUUUGAUGUUAUCGUUUAUGUCCUUCUAACCGAUG